GCUUCCCAUUCAGCAGAAAAUGGCUUUAAUGGACAAAUGGCAGCAAUACUUCUACGCCAUCCCUAAAAAUUGGACCAAAAUUAACCAAAAAUCUCGUGAAACAAUUCGCAGACUAAGUGAACAUUUGGCUCCAUUUCCUGUGUUUGAACCGCCAAAAGAGGAUCAAUUAGUGGCCAAAUGGCAACAAAUUUGUUUAGACAAUGGCUUAUUGGUGUCCGAAACUGUGCUAACUCAUACUUUCUAUCAAUUUGAUUGUCUCAACCAAUUUCGAAAUGUAUUGCAAGCGAUGUGUCAUUUCCUGCCAUUCAUUCCCGAAGACAAAAGGGACGAGUUUUUGAGCGAAUACUUGCAACUCGUGGACGAUCUCUAUAUCGCCAAACAGUUUGACACCAAAGAACUCACUGAUGAGAGUCCUGUUCGACUCAGUUAUGAUAACAUCGUUGUGGUGGCCGUCAAACACAUCUAAUGUGCCAUUUAUUCACAUAUUAUCAUAUAGUUUAGCAAUGCCUUCACUAGUAGCCACAGCCAUACAGAGUACCACCACUUUAUCAUUAUAGAACUUCAC
Messenger RNA from Oppiella nova, 565 nucleotides. The record is from the annotation of a GenBank genome assembly. NCBI's taxonomy places the organism in Eukaryota, Metazoa, Arthropoda, Arachnida, Sarcoptiformes, Oppiidae.